AUGGAGGACCAGACAAUUCGGACGUGUGAUGUUUACAGAACGGACCCGAACCUGCCAUCCAGGUUCAACAACCCCGACUGCUUCAAAGGUUACAGUGAGAAAAAGAGUAACCCACUUUAUCGAACAUCAAAUCAAACAUACGGUGGCAAGAAACCAACUGUGCACGAGAUGCAGACUCAGUUUAAAGGAACCUCUAGAAAGUUUUCAGAGGCAAUGCUGAAGAGCGAGAUGUACCGUAAUGACAGCUUCAACACAUCAUUGGACAGGAGCGCAGUGACGAUUUCCACAGCAACCCAGAAAAACAGACUUGACCGCCAUUACUAUUAUCAGUGCCUUGAUGGAAACAAAUAGUGAUGGAACAGCUUUUGAUAAACAAAAACUUUCAACAAUGAUGAUUAAAAAUAAGAAUGGAUGGAAGAUUUAAUUUUAUAGAGUUCAAAUACUGGUGACACUUGACACUUGAGGAAGCAAAAAUUGUUACUCAUUCAGAACAAUAAGUAGUUAAUGAUAAAUCAGUCUCAGAACCCAUAAGCUGUGUCUGGUAAAGAUAGGGACUCUGAAAGUGAGAGUGAACUUGGUUAUUCCAGUGUAGCAAGCAGUCAGUAAUGAAGACCUUGGGCUAAGACUUCCUUUUACAGUGUUUCAUUAUUUACAGUCCAAUUAGCAACUUGCUCAAAAAUGAAGCAAAAUUUG
Messenger RNA from Cheilinus undulatus (humphead wrasse), 693 nucleotides. It is a transcript of the gene pierce1, whose product is annotated as chromosome 5 C9orf116 homolog. The record is from RefSeq and is a predicted model, not a curated record. The transcript is spliced from 3 exons. Gene Ontology annotation, biological process: axoneme assembly. Gene Ontology annotation, cellular component: axonemal microtubule. Lineage: Eukaryota; Metazoa; Chordata; Actinopteri; Labriformes; Labridae. The coding region runs from base 1 to 351 and encodes 116 amino acids.